AUGCCGGCACUGCCUCACACACCAAAGCCAUCCAACCCAGAUGCAGCCGACUCGUCCUGGCUGCUCGACGAGAACCUUUCGCCAGCACUCGUGCAAGGCUCCUUGCGCGAUCUCAACAUCUCCGACUCUCCCGUCAACGGUCCUCUUCGAUCCGGCGCAUCCGCCAAUGCAUCAGCAACCACCGUCUCGGGCAUCAAGAAGCCCAUGAAGUCACGCCCAUCUUGGGGAUCCGCUGCGGUGCUCGACUCGACCACUUCUACCAAAGGCAUGUCGAACAUGCGCCUGCUCGCCGGUCUCGAUGUGAACGACGAGAACAAGCCGCCCAUUUCGCGGCGCGCACCCACCGCUUCAGGCGCUGGUCGACCACGCUUCUCGCUCUUCGCCAAGCCCGGCGUGCCGACCAACCUCGUCCCCAAAAAGACUGCCACCUCCGAGCCGGACGAAGACGACGAUGACGACCUCACCAUCGCCGGCCUGUCCGAUGCCUCUGCACUCGCCCCCACCGCCCUCGACUCGUCCGCCAUCGACGUCGACGAUGAGUACAUCCGCGAGGCUCUCCUCGGCACCCGCUCCUCCGCUCGUCAGUCCAUCGGCGGUCCCACACCCACCGAAUCCAAGGAGUCGCAAGAACAGACCGCACGCCAGCUCACCGAGCUGCGCCGCAUGAAUGACGUCUUCGAAGCCUUCGAGCGCAUGCUCCGCGGCAGCGCGGGCCAGAUCAAUGCCUUUGCCCGACGCGUUCAGGAGACCGACGACUUGCUCAAUAUUUAUAUCGGACUGCUCAGACAGACGGAGAAGACGCAGCAGCUACUGCAGGAUCAGGACUGGAAGGGCACGAGCGAGGAUGCGUCCGCGCAUGCGCUCAGUGUCGCACUGGCAGAGAGGGAGACGCAGCGAUUGCAGGCAGAGGCGGCGGCGAGGGAGGAGGAGGCUCAGCGCGCAGCUGAGGAAGCAGCGAUGCGGGCAGAGGAGGACGAGAGGAGGAGACAGGAUGAUGCGAGGCGCGCCGCGGCGGGAGGCGGGCGUGGAAGAGGUCGCGUUGUGUCGACAGGAACGAGAGGUACAGCGAGGGGUGCGGCUCGAGGUGCGUCUACUGCUGCCACUCGCGGCCGCGCCGUCAGCUCUCGAGCCGCCACCACAACGGACGCAGCUUGCGGCACAGCAUCGACAAGAGGCGCACCCGCUUCGACGCGUGGGCGUUCGGCUUCAGCUACGGGCACUGGCAUCUCGCGCCCAUCAGGCAUCCCUACACGCGCCACCUCGGGCAGCGCCGGUCUCGGCGGCCAGUAUGCCAACGUCAAGAGCUCUGGGUAUGGGCCGCGAUGA
This is a messenger RNA of Kalmanozyma brasiliensis GHG001, 1326 nucleotides long. RefSeq names its product DASH complex subunit Duo1. Gene Ontology annotation, cellular component: DASH complex; mitotic spindle. The record is from RefSeq and is a predicted model, not a curated record. The transcript has a single exon. Gene Ontology annotation, biological process: mitotic cell cycle. The coding region runs from base 1 to 1326 and encodes 441 amino acids. Lineage: Eukaryota; Fungi; Basidiomycota; Ustilaginomycetes; Ustilaginales.